AUGUCAGCCAGAAAGGGCUAUCUUCAUCCACCGUCAAAUUAUACCACAGCGAUGUCAUGCCCCAACAACCAAGCUGGAAAUUCCUUUUUUGUGGACUCCUUAAUCAACGUGAGAACCGACAGCGGUUCGUAUUACCAAAGUAACAGCGUGUAUUUGCCACCGGCGUCGGAAUAUUCAUAUGGACUCUCCGGUGGCUCUUGUUUCACGGGGAUCGGUAAGCGCAACGAGCCAACGACCCAAAGCGUGAUCCCCUCUGCUGCUUCGUAUGUUCAAGGAAUGGAAACGUGGCUGGAAACGUCGAGAUCCUGUCGGGUGGAUCAGCCCAGCGGCCAGCAUAUGGCUCAGUGUUCAUUCUCGCCGAGUAUAAAAGAGGAGAGCGCUUACUGCCUUUAUGAGUCUGAUAAAUGUCCUAAAGGAGCGACAGUAGAUGACAUAUCCUACUCGAGCGCAUCCUGCCCGGGUAGCGGCAACACGGUGCCAGUCCCCGGCUACUUCCGCCUGUCUCAGACAUACACGUCCUCCAGGCUCUAUCACGAUGUCCAGCCAAACAUGAAUCACUUCACUCUGCAACGACCUGCCCGUUUGGACAGCCAAGCCUCCCAGCCGCCGGCUGCCUCUGCGGAGUCGGAGCAUGGAGAGGGCCACGAGGAGGCGCCUGUCCCUGCGCCCUGCGCCCCGUCCAGAGGAGAGGACAGCCGCCUCUCCUCGGAAGGCUCGUCCUCUCCCGAACCAACUGAGACAUGCAGUACGGAGUGUCCAGAAAAGCUCGUAAAAGGGGAUGGGAAGAUGGAAAGUACGGCUAAUUGGCUCACAGCUAAGAGUGGUCGAAAGAAGCGUUGCCCCUACACCAAGCACCAGACUCUGGAGCUGGAGAAGGAGUUUCUCUUCAACAUGUACUUGACUAGAGAGCGCCGUCUGGAGAUCAGCCGUAGCGUGCACCUCACUGACAGGCAAGUCAAAAUCUGGUUCCAAAACAGGAGGAUGAAACUGAAAAAAAUGAGCCGGGAAAACAGGAUCCGAGAGCUCUCCAGCAGCUUCAGUUUCUCAUGA
Messenger RNA from Pelmatolapia mariae (spotted tilapia), 1050 nucleotides. RefSeq names its product homeobox A10b (gene hoxa10b). Gene Ontology annotation, biological process: regulation of transcription by RNA polymerase II. Bases 1 to 1050 code for a protein of 349 amino acids. NCBI's taxonomy places the organism in Eukaryota, Metazoa, Chordata, Actinopteri, Cichliformes, Cichlidae. Gene Ontology annotation, cellular component: nucleus. The transcript is spliced from 2 exons. Gene Ontology annotation, molecular function: DNA-binding transcription factor activity, RNA polymerase II-specific; RNA polymerase II cis-regulatory region sequence-specific DNA binding. The record is from RefSeq and is a predicted model, not a curated record.